Messenger RNA from Helianthus annuus (common sunflower), 2725 nucleotides. Its product is annotated as YTH domain-containing protein ECT4. NCBI's taxonomy places the organism in Eukaryota, Viridiplantae, Streptophyta, Magnoliopsida, Asterales, Asteraceae. Gene Ontology annotation, cellular component: cytoplasm. Gene Ontology annotation, biological process: mRNA destabilization. The transcript has 8 exons. The coding region runs from base 284 to 2356 and encodes 690 amino acids. Gene Ontology annotation, molecular function: mRNA binding. The record is from RefSeq and is a predicted model, not a curated record.
UAAGUAAAGGCGUCCAUCCAGCGAAUCAAUCCCUUGUCUCUCUUCUCUUCUUCAUCAUCAGACAUUUUCGUUUUAAUUUUCUUUUCUUCCCACCAUUUUACUUUCUCUCUCUACAAUUCUUAUUCUCUCUCCUAGGGUUAGGGUUUCCCCCAAAAUUAUGCACCACGGCAACGUCUUCAACUCCCUCUGCAAACUCUGCACUUUUCCCCUAAUUCAACUCUCUGCUUCCUCCAUGGCUUAAUUACUUCUCGUUUCUUCUUUCUCAAGCGGUUGCAGUCUUGGAAUGGAUGGGUAUAAUGUUCCUGAACAUGGAAAUCCAGAUGCUUACCUGAUUCAAGGCACUACUAACCCUAAUUCACAAUUGACAAUUCCUUUUAUCGAACCACUUGAAGCCAUGUAUAACGAAGGUGCUCCAGAGUUCGUUGUUGAUCAGGGCAUGUAUUAUCCUUCUGCUAGCGGUUACGGUUAUAUUUGUACAGGAUUGGAAUCGCCUGGUGAUUGGGAUGACCAACAUAGAGUUUUUGGUGUGGAUGGUCAGAAUGUCCAGUUCAUAGGCGGGCAAACAGAAAGUUACCCUUAUGUGUAUUAUACACCUAGCUAUGGAUAUGCACAGUCUCCCUAUAACCCAUACAAUCCUUACAUUCCGGGUGCUAUAAUAGGAGCUGAUGGCUCUUUUGUGGCUGCACAACAAUAUUACGUUCCCACGUAUGAAAACGGUUCUUCCUCACCAGCUUAUUUUCCCAUGGUUGUCCAACCUGGCACAGAAACUUACACGACCGGCACUACAGACCAGUUCAUGGAUAUGGCUGCAUCUACUGCUAAUCGGAUUGAUUCAUCAGGUGUCAACAGUAACUCAUUGUCAGAAACCGCAACAUAUUCCAUGAAUCCAGGAAGAGGUUCUUCAAAUCACACAAAUGCCCCUGGAAAAGUUUCGGAAAGCUUCAAAAGUAACGAUGGACCGAAUAAGAUAACUGCAACCAGUGGCGGGCUUACUCCUAUCACUGGUUCUGUUCCCGCAUCAUCACAAGCGCUCCAGGUUCGAGGUGCACAAGCUAUUGAUAAUCUUCCAAAUGGGAAAACUGGUGCUAAUAAUAACCAUCUUAAAAGUACUGUUUCUUCUGGUAAUGGUUUAUCUAACUUAGCUUCAAGUGAUAACGGGCGGGUAACGGUGGAUAAGGUUCGUUCGAAGGUACCUUUUGGGAAAACUACCAAUGACGUGAAUGGAAAUCCCAAUAGUUUGGGUGAACAGAAUCGUGGUCCUAGAACAUCAACAUCAAGUACUCAGUUGACUGUUAAAGCCUACUCGACUAGGGCUGGAAAUAUUGACGCCCAAGGAAAUAUUACGAUACACAUAGACCAGUAUAACAAGGAUGAUUUCCCUGUUGAAUAUGCGAAUGCAAAGUUCUUUGUUAUAAAAUCAUAUAGUGAAGAUGAUGUUCAUAAAAGUAUCAAGUAUAACGUAUGGUCAUCUACGCCUAAUGGAAACAAGAAGCUGAAUAACGCCUAUGAAGAAGCCCAAAAGUUGGCAGCAGGGGACCCCAAAGGCUGUCCUAUCUUUCUCUUUUUCUCUGUUAAUGCAAGCGGGCAGUUUUGUGGCGUUGCUGAAAUGACUGGACGUGUAGAUUUUCAUAAAGAUAUGGAUUUUUGGCAGCAAGACAAAUGGAGUGGAAGUUUCCCCGUGAAGUGGCAUUUUGUAAAAGAUGUACCGAAUCCCCACUUCCGGCACAUAAUAUUAGAGAACAACGAGCAUAAACCAGUGACCAAUAGUCGUGACACACAAGAGAUUAAAUAUAAGAAAGGUAUAGAAAUGUUGAAAGUAUUCAAGAACUAUGCAAAGAAGACGUCUUUACUUGAUGACUUCAUGUACUAUGAGAACCGACAGAAAAUAUUGCAAGAAGAAAAAGCCCGAUUACUAGUUAAAAGCUUUGGCACCCCAGUAUUUGUGCCCGUUCUACACCCUCCCCGCAAGCUUACUAAUUUCUACGGUUUUGCUUCAGAUGAGAAAUCUGGCAAGGAAAAUGAUAUAAAUACUUCAGACAGUAAUAGUGUUGCAAAUAAUGAUAAUAGACAAUUGGCUGAUGAAAAGUCGAAUGACGAUUUGUCACGCUUCAAGUCGCUUUCUAUAUCUUCAAAACAGGUAGAAACCAAGCCUGUAGAGAGUGGUGGUGGUGCUAGUGUUUCUGCAGUAUCGGCCGAACCUGUCAAUAUUGUGACUGUCGGGUCAAUGCCGGUCAAAGUCAAUGGGUUUGGUGAAUCUUCUGGGUUUUUGACUGUGGGGACAAUCCCACUUGAUCCUAAAGCUCUCCAGGUAAAGGAAGGUGGUGUGUCUACAAAAAUGGGGAGCAAGAAAGGGUAAAAAAGUCGAAUUGUGGUCGUAUAGUGGUUAUACGGGGUUGCGAUUGAUAUUUUGCAUCAUUUUAAGGGGAAUUGUACAAUUUUCAGUUGAGGGUGGUUAUGGUAGGUGAUAGGGGAAGCUGUUGAUUUUUAUUUUGGGGGGUGAUACUAAUCUGAAAAAUACGGCGUGUAAACCUUUUGCUCUUUUGUUUUCGCAUUGUGUCAUGGGAUCCCGAUAUACCCUUUUGCUCUUUUGUUUUUGCAUUGUGUCAUGGGAUGAAGAUAUACCGAUGUUUUUUUUUCUUUCUUUCGUCUUUGUUUGGUUCUAUGACUUGCGUGUGUUGCGAAAAUACGUUUAAUUCAGUUAAUAUUUUGACUCAUGAUUUAUGUA